AUGGAAGUAUAUGUUGACGACAUGCUAGUCAAAAGUAUAAAGGCCAAGGACCACUGUCAACACCUAACUGAAAUGUUUGAUAUACUGAAGAAGUAUGGAAUGAAGUUGAACCCGAGAAAAUGUGCUUUCGGGGUUUGUUCAGGAAGAUUCCUAUGUUAUAUCGUAAACAACAGAGAAAUUGAGGAAAACCAUGAAAAAAUACAAGCUAUCAUCCAAAUGAAACCCCCAACUAAACCCGGAGAAGUACAAAGUUUAACUGGAAGGGUUGCGGCCCUCAGUCGACCUCCGGUGCUUUCAAAACCUAAGGCAGGCGAGGCCUUGAAGAUCUAUUUAUCUGUUUCAAAGCACGCCAUUAGCGCCGUUCUAACCCAAGAAGAAAAUGACAUUCAACAUCCGAUUUAUUACGUAAGCAAAGCACUUCAUGAAGCCGAGCUUAGAUAUUCGGCUGUAGAAAAACUGGCAUUCACCCUGCUGAUGGCAGCGCGAAAACUGAGGCCAUAUUUCUUGGAACACCCCAUUGAGGUCCUGACCAACUCUCCAUUGAGACAAAUGCUACAAAGGCCCGAUACCUCUGGACGGAUGGUAAAAUGGGUAGUAGAGCUCGAAAAAUUCGAUAUCAAAUAUACACCUCGUUCCUCCAUAAAGGGCCAGACACUCACCGACUGUGUCUCUAAGUUCUGCAACGUCCCAACUGAAGAACAACAUAAAGAAACCCCUUGGAAACUUUAUGUCGACGGUUCAUCCACCAGAGAACGAUCUGGAGCCGACGUCGUAUUAAUCAACCCUGAUCACCGCAUGUUCUGCGAAACCUUGCCAUUCGACUUCAAAGCCUCAAAUAAUGAGGUUGAGUACGAAGCUCUUAUUGCUGGAGCAAGGAUGGCCUCGGGAUUAGGGAUCUCCGACCUAAUCCUGCACAGCGACUCCCAACUAGUCGUGAAUCAGGUCAACGGUGUAUAUAUGGCGAAAGAAGACAGGAUGGACAACUGCCUACGUGUUGUAAAAAAAGAACUCGAAAGGUUCAAAACCACCCAAGUCAAACAAAUUCCCCGAUCUCACAACAAUCAUGCCGAUGCAUUGGCUCGUCUAGCCACCAGUGAGGAAAUCGAGGAAUUCGAUAGCAUUCCCGUAGGAAGGAUGUCCCUACCGUCUACCGAGCUGGAUAAAGUGGCUAGAAAGCUCCGAACAAGGUCGGCUAGGUACACUCUCAUUGAUAAUAUACUAUACAAACGGGGAUAUUCCACGCCCUUGUUAAGAUGCUUGAAUGAAGAGGAAGCUCAGUACGCCCUGCAAGACAUUCACGAAGGAAUAUGUGAAAAUCAUUCCGGCGGACUCUCACUGGCCCACAAGAUCGUACGACAAGGAUAUUUUUGGCCUGCAAUAAAAGAAGAUUCCCUUGAAUUUGUCAAAAGAUGCGAUAAGUGCCAACGCCUCGCCCCCAUCAUAAACACUCCACCGCACGAACUAAACCCAGUGACAGUACCUUAG
Molecule: messenger RNA, 1485 nt
Organism: Olea europaea var. sylvestris
Lineage: Eukaryota; Viridiplantae; Streptophyta; Magnoliopsida; Lamiales; Oleaceae
Exons: 3
Coding region: 1-1485 (494 amino acids)
Molecular function (GO): nucleic acid binding; RNA-DNA hybrid ribonuclease activity
Source: RefSeq, a predicted model, not a curated record